This is a messenger RNA of Mucor mucedo, 1630 nucleotides long. Its product is annotated as general substrate transporter. The transcript has 2 exons. Bases 1 to 1536 code for a protein of 511 amino acids. Gene Ontology annotation, cellular component: membrane. Gene Ontology annotation, biological process: transmembrane transport; carbohydrate transport. NCBI's taxonomy places the organism in Eukaryota, Fungi, Mucoromycota, Mucoromycetes, Mucorales, Mucoraceae. The record is from RefSeq and is a predicted model, not a curated record. Gene Ontology annotation, molecular function: carbohydrate:proton symporter activity.
AUGAUCCAACUAAAAGGCAAAUCUCUCUUUAGGGCUUCUACCACGUUAGCUGCCGUUGGAUUUUUACUCUUUGGUUAUGACCAAGGUGUUAUGUCUGGUAUUCUCCCUAACCAGCAUUUUCUUCAGUUGAUGGGCUAUCCUUCUUCUGUCAUGGUUGGCUUUACCGUUGCUAUUUAUGAACUCGGCUGUAUGGUGGGUGCUUUAAUCACAGGCCGCUUAAGUGACAUGGUUGGUCGCAAAAACACCAUCCGCAUUGGUUGUAUUAUUCUCAUUGUCGGUGCUGUUCUCCAAACGGCCACUCAAAAUCUUGUCAUGACCAUUAUUGCUCGUGUGAUUGCUGGUGUUGGAAACGGUAUGAAUACGGCAACAAUCCCAAUCUAUCAAUCCGAAAUCUCCCCGCCCAAGAGUCGUGGUGCUCAUAUUUGCUUUGAAUGUGCUAUUCUUGUUGUUGGUAUUGGAAUUGCUUACUGGUUAGAAUAUGGGCUUCAUUUUGUGGGCGGUGAAUUUGCUUGGAGAUUCUCUUUAGCCUUCCAAUUGAUUUUUGCACUUAUCUUGGUUUUUGGUACAUUUAUCUUACCUGAAACUCCUCGUUGGCUCGUAGCACAUGGAAGAGAUGAAGACGCGAAAGUGGUUUUAGCUAGACUUUGGACUGAUGGUGAUACCAAUCAUCCACGUUGCGUGUCUGAAUAUGAAGAGAUUAAGGAAGCAGUUGACUUUGAGCGUCGCGAAGACAUUUCGUCAUAUAAAGACUUAUUUACAAAAGGCAAAUACAAUAAUCGUAAAAGAGUUUUGCUUGGUAUGCUGAGUCAAAUUAUUCAACAACUUGGUGGUAUUAAUGUUACAACAUAUUAUCUUACGGAUGUUAUGUCACAAGCUGGUAUGGAACCUAACAUGGCCAUGCUAAUGGCUGGUGUUGAUUCUAUUAUUUAUUUGUUUGGUGCUAUGAUUCCUGUAUUUAUGGUAGAAAGAGUUGGCAGAAGAAAAAUUAUGCUUUGGGGUCUCGUUUUGCAAGUUGUUACACUGGCAUGUGUAGGUGGCUGCCAAAAAGCUAAUACCGAUGGCAUCAAGGCUGCUGGAAGUGCCGCUGUGGCAUUUACCAUGCUCUAUAACUUCUUCUUUGGUGCAAGUUGGUUAAGUAUGUCUUGGCUCUACCCCGCUGAAAUUUUCUCUACUGGUCUUCGUGCAAAGGGUAACUCAUUAUCCACAGCUGCUAACUGGCUUGGUAAUUUUGUGGUUGCAAUGAUUGCUCCCGUUCUUUUCCAGUAUCUCACUUUCUGGACCUAUAUUUUGUUUGCUGGUUUCAACGUUCUCUUUAUUCCCAUGGUUUACUUUUGGUUCCCUGAGACCAAGGGUCUUUCUUUGGAGCAAAUCGAAAUGCUGUUUGCUGUUGAAGCUAUUCAAGAUGAUGCAAGAUCCAUUGGUUCUGAACGUGAGCAUCAUAAUUCUGAUAACGAAAAGAAAAACGAUGUGGAACACAUCGGCCAAACCUUUGUAACUCAUAAAGAAGAAGUUGCUAGACCAAAUGAGAAGAUUUAAACGCUCUGAAGUAAUUUUCUUCUCGUCCACAUUUCUAAAUUUUUUGCAUAUACUUAACCAUCUCCCCUUCCCUUUCUUUUUUAUUUAAUUCCUG